AUGCAAGCUACUCUUGACCAAGAAUUGGACACAAUUGAACGAAAUAGUGAAGGAUGGUAUUCGUUAACGUUUUAUGAUCGAACAUUAUUACAAAGACUUAGUACAUGUUUGGAAUCAUGUCUAGCAGUAACAUCAGAUAAUACUUUUCUUAAUAUGAUUAUCAAUCGACAACCACAAGUAUUUGAUAUGUUUGAAUACGUUGCUGCACAUUUAUUCAAACAAUGGUAUCAUCAACAACGUACAUUAAUUGUUGAACAAUUAAAUUAUUUAACUAUUGUUGGUAAAUUUAAUCGACGUUUGACAUUAACAUUACAAAAUGAUAAUGAUGAUAUUGAUAGUAUUGAUCAAAAUAGUGAACAUACAAAAAAUAACCUUGAACAUCAUAAACGUGUACGUGAAUUAUUAUUCGAUAAUAAUAAAGAAUUAUUUGAUAUUUUAAUGAAAAUUUUACCAAAUAUGAAUAAAAAUGAAUUAGAUUUUAUUGAAAUGAUUAUAUCAUGGUAUGAAUCUUAUAUGUUUUUUGAACAUAGUUAUAUUGAUUCAACAUUAGAUGAAAAAUUUCUUUAUUUUAAUCAUCAAAUAAUUCGAUGUUUAAAUUCAAAUGAAUAUCAACAAUGUAUAUUAUCUAUAGAAAAUAAUCAAACAAUGAUUAUAACAAUACAUCAUCGAUUUUUUUUAGGUAUAUGUACAAUGGCAAUGGGUAUACAUGUUAAUUGUGAUGAAAAUGAAUGUGAUAAUGCAAAAAUUAUAUUAGAAUUAUAUUUAUCAAAUUAUAUUAUUUUUAUAAAUAAUUUUUUAAUACAAAAUCAAAUUAAUUUAUCUUGUUUAACAGGUAUUAUAACAUUUCUUAUUAAUUAUACAUUAAUUAUUGAUAAUGAUAAUAAUCGACAAUUAUUAAUUAAUUUAUUUUCAUUAAUUCUUAAUAAAAAUAUUUAUAUGAAUAUAUGUAUUAAUUGGUCAACAUAUGAAACAAUAUUAAUUGAUUCAAUAAUAUGUUAUUUAAUUAUAUAUUGUUUUGAUAAUCAUUUAUUAAUUCAAUAUUUAAUUCAAACAGAUGAAAAUUAUAUAAAAAAAUUAGAAAAUUUAAUUGAAAAAGCUCAAACAUGUGGAAAUCGUCGUAUUGAAAUAAUGUCACAAUUAUUUUUACUUAUUUUAAUAAGUUCAACAAUAAAUCAUAAUGAUUUAUCAGAAAAAUUAUUUCUUACAUGUUUAAAUUAUAUUCAAAUGUCAUUACAAAAUAUUCAUUCAUAUCAUUAUAAUCGAAUACCAAUGAGUAUGUUUUUUAAAAGUUUAAUACAUAUUGUAAAAUAUGAUUAUAUACAAGAAUUGAUUUGUCAACAAUAUUUAAAUUUAUUUACAAAUGUUGUUAUUAAUUAUGAAAUUAAAAAUCUAUACGAUAAUAUUAUUUAUUGUGAAUGUACAAUGAUUACAUUGAGUAUUCUAUGGUCAUUAUCAUUUAAUGAAAAUAUUAAAAAUCUUUUAAAACAAAAUGAACAAAAUCUUUUUGAUAUUAUUCAAAAAAUAAAUAAAACUACAAAUGAGAUGUCUGUUCAACAAGUAACAUGUGGAUUACUUUAUAAUCUUGAUCAAUUGGAUUUAUCGCAAGUAAGUUCAAGAAUUUAA
This is a messenger RNA of Rotaria sp. Silwood1, 1623 nucleotides long. NCBI's taxonomy places the organism in Eukaryota, Metazoa, Rotifera, Eurotatoria, Philodinida, Philodinidae. The record is from the annotation of a GenBank genome assembly.